This is a messenger RNA of Anopheles marshallii, 7023 nucleotides long. It is a transcript of the gene osp, whose product is annotated as protein outspread. Gene Ontology annotation, molecular function: actin filament binding. NCBI's taxonomy places the organism in Eukaryota, Metazoa, Arthropoda, Insecta, Diptera, Culicidae. The record is from RefSeq and is a predicted model, not a curated record. Gene Ontology annotation, biological process: actin filament organization. Gene Ontology annotation, cellular component: actin cytoskeleton. The transcript has 15 exons. Bases 1 to 7023 code for a protein of 2340 amino acids.
AUGGGAAGCCGUAACAUCGAGUGUCGUAAAUUUUCACCGAACAUCUUCAACAAGAGCAAAUGCACGCACUGUUUCCGCCAGCGGGAGGAGCAUAGUGCGGCCGCGCUGGAAUGCAAUCGGGCAACGCGAAAGGUGUCAAAACGUGGAUAUUUAUUCGUCGCCCCCUGGGACUGGGACUUUAGCAAUCCGGUCUACAGAACAAAGCGAUGGCAGCGAAGGUGGUUCGUGCUGUACGACGACGGGGAGCUCACUUAUUCGGUGGAUGAACAUCCCGAAACGAUUCCACAGGCCAUAAUCGACAUGACGAAGGUCCUGGAGGUGACCACAGCCGACAACAUCACCAGCCACCCGCACUCGAUCGCCAUCACCGCACCGGAUCGUGUAACCUUCGUGAAGGGUACCUGCCCGGAGGAGUCGAAAUGGUGGUUCAACGUGCUGGUAGCCUUUCCCAAAUCCAAGGGUCGUCACAAGCGGAAUGCAACGUUCCCCGGCGGACAGGCGACCACGAUUCUGCAGGCUCAAAUGUACAACGAAGCACAGUCGGCUAUUUCGGCCAAGAGCAACACUCCCCCUGCACGAGACAAGCUGACACUGCAGCUCGAUAGCGGUAAAGCCCAGACGCGACUCCGGACCCGCCAUCGUUCAUCGGUCGACGUCAGUGAUUCAGGUGAGCCAGACGACAUUGACUCUGGGAUCGAUUCGCACAUCGAAUCUGGCGCAGGUAAAUCCAAAUGUUUGCUGCUGGACAGUGGUGGUAGCAUCAGCGGUGCGGAGUUACGAUCGAGGGACGAACUAAAGCUGAAGGAUAUCGCCAACACGAUCACGAACGUGAACCGCUGGAGCAGCCCCUGCAUCACGGACAGCCUGUCACUCACGGCGGACCACCACGAGAAGGCGACCAGCCCGCGGGACGAGAACACGAUCCCACCGCAGUACACGAAUGGCGGCAGCGGUGGCGGUGGUGUCCCUGGUGGAGGUGGCGGAGGAGGUGGAGGGGGAGGUACCGGAGGGACCAGUGUCGGUGGUACGCCGUUACAGAUGCGACCCCACUCGCUCACCAUACCGUCCAGUGCACCCGCGAUCGUGUCGGCCAUCGUGAAGAAAAUUCCAACCUCGAUCGGCAAGGGUGGACAGGUGCCGCCGCUUGCAUCGUUGCACCUGCCGCCCGCCACCAACGCUAGUCCGAAGCUGAAGCCUAGUCAAACGCACGAACGCGGUGAUCCGGACGGUGACUGCGGUAUGGACGAUGCGCCGGCAAACUAUCUCGGCAAAAACUCGGAACAUCGCGGCCCGGACGCGGAUCUGCUGCAGGCGAAGAAGGGCUGGUUGCUGAAGCAGGACGGACGGGUCGGUGAAUGGAGCAAGCAUUGGUUUACGCUGCGUGGAGCCGCCCUGUUCUACUAUCGCGAUCCGGUCGCAGAAGAGAAGGGUGUGCUGGACGGUGUGCUGGACGUGAAUAGCAUCACCAGCAUUGCCGAGGUGCCUGUCAACAAGGGAUACGGCUUUCAGCUCACGACCUGGGACAACCAUCGUAUCGUGCUGUCCGCGGUAACGAUCAACGUGCGCAACAACUGGAUCAACGUGCUGAAGAACGCUGCCGGGCUGCCCCCGACGAAGGCUAGCCUCGAGCUAAGCAAUCAAAACGACGACAACUUCAAAACGUUACCGGACAAAUCGCCACCCACACCGACCACACCCGGCGCGCUGGAGAUCGAGCUGAUCAGCGACACGAUCGAGCAUAAGCCGAAGAUGAAGCGAAGCAAACUGCUCGAAAAGAACAACAACAGCACGAACGGUCACCUGUUGAUUGAGGGUGUGGUACCGCUGGCGGCAAGCCCGGGCGCUGGCGAGGAUGUCGUGGAUAAGGUGCCGAAAGACGUCGUCGUGCACCUGACGUCGGCACGAGCCAUUACCGAAUCGAACGGUACCAGCACCGGGGACAGUACCACCACCAAUAGCAGUAGCAAUAGCAGUAGUACUAGCAGUAGUUGUAAUCAGCCUCAACCAAAGCAACCGGUGCAGUCGCCCGUCACACCGCUAACGCCCAAAUCGUUGCUGUUCUCGUCGGACGAGGAGUACCGAACAGCGUCGGAAGGUGGCCGGCGUGAUAGUGUCGGCGACUGGGGAUCACCGGUGUCGCCUUCGCCUCCGUCGGUGCCGCUGACCAGUGCGGCAAUGCGUACCAAAGAUAGAGUAAGAAUGACCCCGCCGGCAUCGGCCCAAAGUCAGCAACGGUUGCACAAGCGCAGCCGCUCAUCACCUCCGAGUUCACGGCGUAGCACGAUCGAGAGCGUACCAUCGGAGAUCCUAACACUUCAAUCGGUUCCGGUUCAGAAACCGAUCAAUACCGUACAGGAGGAGGAAGGCAGUGGAUUGGAGAAAGAGCUACAGCUGCGAUUGCAAGCGGCCGAGAAGGAGUUGGCGAUGUUGCGCGAAGAAACUCACGAGCGGGAAGCUCGCAUGUCCGAACUGCUCACGACGCUCGAGCGCACUGAGCAGGAGCUGACCCGCAAACGCGAACUGGAGGAAAACCGCGAAAAGCUAAUGGUGCAGCUACAGGACAGUCGAGCCGCCGGACAGGAGAUAAUCGAUCGGAUCACGCACGAGCUGUCGAAGAGUCGCGAAACAACCAAGGAGCUGGAGGAACGGUUGGCGCGCGGAAUCGAAGAGAACGAAUCACUCUACCGACGGCUGCAGGAGUGUGGCAUCGCGGCACCCGCCAGUCCAGCUUCAAGCCUUUGCAGCUUGGCGAUGACGCGCAUCAAGCGGAUGGACUCGUUUAGCGAUCUAACCUGCCUAACUGCGAUCGACCCAACCCAACUCGACCGGGACAUGCUGGCGGACGAGUACCGAGAGCUAAGGGCACGCUUCGAACGUGCGGUCAGUGAGCUGAAAGCGAUGAAGCGCGAACUGAAAGAUGCACACGGUCUGUACGACGAGCUGGAGAUCGGGUAUGCGACACUGCGCAAAGAACUCGACCGCCAGUCCACCGAACAUGACGCGCAGUCGCGCAUGAUGGCCGACCGCAUCCAGGACAUGACGAACAAAUAUACGGCGGCCGAAAAACAGGUACGGCUGUUGAAGCAGAAAGCAAUCCGGUCCGAGAAGCGACGUUCGCUGUCCUUGAAAGGCAAGGAGUCGCUCUCCAUUCAGAAGGAGCUGGAAGAGAAGGUGUCCGAGCUGGAAAGUAAAAUAGAUGCGCUCGAGAGUGGCAACGUGUUGCCGGUGGCUAAAGCGACCGUAGAAUUGACAGCGCCUGAAGUCACGCAACCGGCACGACGCUCCUCCUCAACAAGACUGCGCCGCAAAAGUCUGGACAGUGCGUCACUGUCGGCCCAACCGAUGCAGGUACUGCUGCGGUUAAACAAUCUCGAGAAGCGUGUCGAGAACGUGCAGCCUGUGGUGCCGGUGAAGCCGGACGUUAGCGAGUGUGAAACGGCCAGUACGUCCAGCUCGGGUAACUCGAAACAGGUACCGGAACAUCUGCUGGAUCGACUGAAGAGCCUCGAGGGCGUUGUGGUGUCGGUGCGUGAGCUGAUCGACCAGAGUGCGCAACAGUUCCAGAGUCUGCGGUCUUCCCGAUCCCGGCGUUCCGUAUCGCCUACUGCCGAUCGGAAGGAUUCGUACAAAUUCAUCGAACGUUGCCUGACGGAGGUGUCGAAGCUGUUGCGCGAAAGCUGCGACAAUUGUGUCGUUCCAGUUGAUGGUCCCGGGUACGGUAGCGUUAUCGUGCUGCCGGAAUCGAACCCGAUUAAGCUAGCGCUCAAUCAACUCGAGGCGCAGCUUAGGAGUAAGUUGGCAGAUCUUCUAAAGCAGCGACGAAUGCUACGCGAAACGAACGGGCUAACCCAGCGCAAGGACAUGGAGCUCCUGGCCGAACGGAUCGCUUUCGAGAGUGUUUGUUUCGGCAGGCUGCGACACGCGUUGGAACGUGCGGAGAAUUUGCAGGAGUUUGAAGAGCGUCAAACUAAGGUUGAGGUGUGCGAAACCAUCCAGCUAAUGUCGAUGCUGAAGGCGAAACUCUCAGGCAAAUGCGUUGUGCGGCCCAGUAGCAGUGCAGACGUUCUGGCGAGUGUUUUAGCUCGUAAACUUAUGCUGUCCGCCGGUCGCACAAGCACGAUUCGGUCGCUAUCCUUCCCACCCAUCGGUACCGCGCUGUUGGACGACCUUUUGCGCCAGCAGAAUGAGGUGCACCUGAUCGCCAAGCGCUACAAAACAACCAUCAUGGAGAACCUCGCGUACGGGCUGGCUGCCGAAACGCUCAGCUAUAUCGCGUCCUCGCACGAAACGGUACAAGGUGCGGUACAGGAAGCCUGGCGUCAGGCACAGGAAGCGGUCAACGCGGAGUUGGUGCAGUCCGAGAUUGCACACAUCAUGAUGCGAAACGCGCAGCGUUACGAAAGCUCCCUAGCACCCGCCUUCGGAUACGCAUUAUCCACCCAGGAGCGCAUUACGUUCGAAACAUUCGCGGACGCCGUACAUGAGGCACUCCGCCGUGAGAUGGAUGCGGCCGUACGGCAACUGACCGAAUGUUACGAGGAAACGCUGGAGAAGAUGAAACGGGGUCAGUGGCGAUUGCAUCUGGAACAGGAGCGAAAACCAAGCGAAGGGCGGCAAUUGCUGGCGGAGUUUGCGGACAUCAUCGCACACAAGGCGCUGAUCGAUGCGCGUGUGCAAGUACUGAAAGGUGACUAUGUCCCGAACAGACAAAAGCUAGCUCAACAAGAAUGUGCCGAAUCGUCGGAUCGUGUGUUCAGUGUGGCUGCUCUGAAGCAGUAUGAGAACCUGUACACUGAUCUCACUGCUGACUUGGAAGUGGCUAACGCUGACGAUAUUCUGGCCGAGGCAGACUUUAACUUCAUGUACAAGUACUUCGCCAGUGAGCACUCACUGAACAAAGCUGAGGUAAAGGAAGUGUCAGCAAUACUGAACGAGCUGGAGAAGUCAGUUGUCGCUUUGCAGGCUUCUUUACACCCGGACAAUGGUAGUGUCAGUGCCGCUAGCGCCAUCGAUGUGGACAGCUUGCGUAGCAUUCAUACACGGUGCGUUGAGAUUCAGCAGCGUAUUGAUUCGUUGAUUACUGCCGCCAAACAGUUGCAAUCACGCAGCGAGCAGUGUGGCCGCCUGCAAGAGCGCUUGAAGCAACUGACCGAAGAGCACGAACGGGAGCUCGGUACGAUCCGGCAACAGCACGAGCAGAAGCUUACCACCCUGCAGCGUCGCAUUGACGAGCAGCAGCAUCGCAUACAAGCGAUCGAUGGUGAGCGAGCCGAACUGCUCGAGCGACUCAACAACGAGCGGAAUCUGCUAAAGCAGAAGGAAAAGGAGCUGCACGAACUGUCCGUCCGCUUGACCCGCAUCGAUGCGGCUAGCAACGAGAAGGAUAAGGAGAUCGAAGAUCUCCUGGACAGCUACGAUCAGGAGUGCAAGAAGGCACGCUCGCUGAAGGAUCGUUGCGAGGAGUUGGCGGACAGUUGCCGUAAAACGGCGGCCGAGUAUGCCGAGCUGGAGAAGGAGCGGGACUAUCUGUACGAGCAGAUGCGCAAAGAGCAGGACCAUGUGAAGAAGUUGGAGAAACAUCUGGAACUGCUGGAGGCGGAACAUGCGCAACAGGUGGACAAUCUGCACGCCGCCUACCGGGAGCAGCAGAUGGCAAACGAGCUGGACUCGCAGAAGGACAAAGACGAUGAGGACAGUUUGCGUUCGCGCUAUCAGGCAGAAAUCGAGCAGUUACGAGCACUCUGUGAGAAGGGACUGGCCGCAAUGGAAGCUUCGCACAAGCGCAUCAUUCACGAUCUGGAGGAAAAGCACCAGCAGGAGAUCGCGAAACUCAUUCUGGAGAAGGAACAAGCGCUGGCCGAAGAAACACAGGCAACACUGGCAGCACUCGACGCCAUGAAGAAAGCGCACCAGAAUGAGGUACAGCGUGAGGUGACGCGCUUCAAGCAGGAGUUUCUCAAGCAGUUCCAAAAGGGUGGCCAACCGCCCCAAACGUACCGCGAGAAGGAGCAAGAGCUAGAAGACGUGCGGCAGGAAAUUCUAUCCCUCUCGGAGAAGUACUCGAUGAAGUGCGUUGAAACGGCCGCGCUCGAGGAAAAGCUUCGUAAUGCGACGCAACAGUUGAAAUGUUCUCAGCAGCACAUUCAACAACUUGAUGUCAGAAAUAAGCAACUUCGAGCACACUUUGUCUCGAACCAGCCGGAAGAAGCAACUUCCGCACCACCGACCAGCAGUGUCGUAACGCCAAAGGAUACCAAUCUGUUCACCAGCAGCACGCAACCAGAAAGUUCACCAAGGGCCACCACGCCUAAACGGACACCACCAACGUUGGGCAAUGGAACGCCCAGCACAGCGGUGAAUGCGCCGACGGCGACGGCGGCAUCGACGAUCGCACCAAUUGCUGCGUCGAUCGAGUCCAACAGUACGCUCGAGCUGCUCGAUCUACGCGAGUGCCAGCAUCUACUGAAUAACAAGAAAGAAUCACAUCCACGGUUGAAGUUCACCGAAGGAGCCAAACUAGGUGUAGCUCCGAUCUUCUCUACCUCCAGCUCGCCCGGCACUGCCCCGACCGGUACGGCGAUCAACGAUUCCGUCAAUCUGGCGAGCAGCACCAACAACAAUCGCGCCAAAGUUCUCAGCUCCAAGCAGCUGAACAUGAACCUGAUCAGCGGCGGGUCCGGCCCAUUGGCCACCGGUCAGCCCGGACCACCGACACCCCACCCAGUGUCCCUCACGCUACCGCUGAUCGCAAGUGCCACGUUCAAGAACAGCAAUCUGCACCGUAACCAGGCGUCCGUUGGCAGCAACAAUGGCAGUAACGGCACCAACACGACCCAUCUCAACAACCUCAACAACAACAACAAUCACCUACACAACAACAACAAUGUUAGUAGUUUAAAUAAUAAUAAUAAUGAUAACGAUAACAUGCACGAGCUUAAGCCAUCGACCAAACUUUGUUCGCCCCCUCCCUUAGAUGAGAGGGACGUUGAACAGCAAAUUCAUCGAUUCGAGUUGGAAAUCUAA